CACCACCCUCCCCAGCGCCAUUUCUCACUCCACUCCUCUACUCCCGUCUCUCCCUACCCACUUCUGACCCCUCCUUCAGUCCUGCCGCCGGGUAACAAAACCGCUGGUUCCCGCCACACGCACCCGGUAGGGUUCAGGACGCCUUACUGGCGGCGAUGGCUGGCUGAAUAGCUUCCCAACAGAGAGGCCUGAGGUCCUGAAGGAGCCGGGGGUGCUGGCGACCUCGAGGCCGCUGCUGGGGAGGAGGCUGACCAGCGUGCAGGGGGCGGAGGCGGGGCGCGCCGGGAGGCACCCAUCUCCCGCCCCGCACAGCCCAGGCGGGGCCGCCGCUCCGCGGCAGAUCCGGCUCUCACCCUCGGCUCCAGCGGCCCCGGGGCGCCUACUUCUGCGGACUCUGCGGGACCCUCCCCGGCAGGCGCUGUGCGCUGGAGAAGGCACAGGCGCGCAGGCAUGGCCGCGGGGGCGGGGGCGGGGGCCGCCGCGCGGAAGGCAGAGCCGGUGCUGGAGGCGCCCCCGCAGCAGGAGCAGAUCUCUCAUACAAAGCUUUCUGCAGAAGAUGCGUGGAACCUGCAGCAGGAGAGGAUGUACAAGAUGCACCGGGGCCACGAAUCCAUGCACGUGGAAAUGAUCUUGAUCUUCCUCUGCAUUCUGGUCAUUGCCCAGAUAGUGCUGGUUCAGUGGAGACAGAGGCAUGGUCGAUCCUACAAUCUGGUGACCUUGUUGCAGAUGUGGAUUGUCCCCUUAUAUUUCACGAUAAAACUAUACUGGUGGCGGUUUCUGUCUAUGUGGGGGAUGUUCUCCGUUAUUACCAGUUACAUCCUCUUCAGAGCUACCCGAAAACCCCUCUCAGGAAGGACACCACGGUUGGUCUACAAAUGGUUUCUUUUGAUCUACAAACUCAGCUAUGCAUUUGGUGUUGUGGGUUACUUGGCUAUCAUGUUUACAAUGUGUGGAUUCAAUCUGUUUUUCAAAAUCAAAGCUAGAGAUUCCAUGGAUUUUGGCAUUGUGUCUUUGUUCUACGGCCUCUACUAUGGAGUAAUGGGGAGAGACUUUGCCGAGAUCUGCUCAGACUACAUGGCUUCCACUAUAGGGCACUGCUGGGUUAGGAUCUCCACAACUGAGCUGGUCUCGUCAAGCAGCACCCAACGUGGGGGCUCAAAACCAGGUCAAAGGCUCACCAGAGCGACAGUUGGAAAACAUGGAACUAAGCUGGAGGACACCCAAGUACUACUCUUAAGCAAACCCUGUGGCCAGAAUCAACAGCCGAUUUGGACACCGUCAAGACACCUGAAACUUUAUUGUGAGCCAGAUGCCAAAGAAGAGAUUCUGGGAGGACCCCGAGGACCCCCUGGUUGGAGCCAUGUCAAGAAUGAUGCUAAGGAGGACCCCAACUAUCAUGAGCAACAACCAUCGAACACAGCCACCUACUUGGGGACAGAUCAAGAAACUGUCACAGAUGGUGGAAGAAAACCUGAGGAAAGCAGGACAACCAGUCACAAUGAGUAAUUUAAUGAUAGCUAUGAUAGUGGUGAUCACCAUUGCCAUGAGUAUUCCUUCAACAAGGGCUGACACAGAGAACAAUUAUACUUAUUGGCCAUAUUUAUCAAUCUUGGCUGGCAAUAAUGCCUGGAUGUAAUCACUCUAUGACACAGUUACACAUGCUUUCUUAUCUCAGUAUUUACCACAAUAAAUCUGUUUCUAUAAUUGAAGCAUACCAUCCUCAAAAACCUAUUUGUAAACAGAAUUGGACCUGGCCAGAAAUAAUGAACAUACUUGUUUGGGAAGACUGCAUUGCAGAACAGGCAGAGGUGCUGUGCAACAAUUCCUCUGGAAUCAUUAUUGAUUGGUUCCCUAAGGGGAUGUUCAGCUUAAAUUGCACCUCUGCAUCCCAUGGCCACACUAUGUUCAGCUGGUCUAAACAAAAUGGUCAGAUGGUAGAAAUAGUAAGAAAUAUGGCAAGAGUUCCUAUUAUCUGGAAACAUGAAGGUAUAGUGGCACCUCACUCUCAAAUGAUAUGGCCCGCUGUAGGAGCUAAACAUAAGGAUUUGUGGAAACUAUUAAUGGCUCUUAAAUAAGAUCAAAAUUCAGGAAAGAAAAAAAAAAGCAUCUAGAAGGACUCUAUAAACUUGUCUUUGGAUAUUGCAAAAUUAAAAGAACAAAUAUUUAAAGUAUCCCAGGCACACCUGACCUUAAUGCCAGGAACUGGAGUGCCUGAAGGAGCUGCAGACAGAUUAGCAGCAAUUAACCCAUUAAAAUAGAUAAAGACACUUGGAGGCUCUGUGAUUUCAAUGAUGAUUGUGCUUUUAAUCUGUGUUGUUUGUCUUUGAAUAGUACGCAGAUGCGAAUCCUGACUCCUGCGAGAAGUAGCCCACCGUGACAAAGUUGCCUUUGCUUUUAUUGCUUUGCAAAACAAAAAAGGGGGACAUGUUGGGAACAGGCCCCCAAAUCUGGCCAUAAACUAGCCCCAAAUCUGGCUAUAAACAAAAUCUCUGCAGCACUGUGACAUGUUCCUGACAGCCAUGAUGCCCACGCUGAAGGUUGUGGGUUUACCAGGAUGAGGGCAAGAAACACCUGGUCCACCCAGUGCGGAAAACCACUUAAGGCAUUCCUAAGCCACAAACAAUAGCAUGAGCAAUCUGUGCCUCAAGGACAUGUUCCUGCUGCAGAUAUCUAGCCCGAGCCCAUCCCUCUGUUUCAGCCCAUCCCUUUGUUUCCCAUAAAGAAUACUUUUAGUUAAUCUAUAAUCUAUAGAAAUAAUGCUUAUCGCUGGCUUGCUGUCAGUAAGUAGGUGGGUAAAUCUCUGUUCAGGGCGCUCACCUCUGAAGGCUGUGAGUCCCCUGAUUUCCCACUCCACACUCUAUAUUUCUCUGUGUGUGUCUUUAAUUCCUCUAGUGCUGCUGGGAUAGGGUCUCCACAACUGAGCUGGUCUCGGCAGUCCACUGUAAUUCUAAGUUACCUUUAGUAAGGCUCACACAUUUCUCUAGAAAAGCACAGGUUCUUGGUCCAUAAUUCUUAUAAAUGAAAUCAGCUGGAGUUGCAGAUAGAGGAGUUGUAGACUCCUUAAAUCCAGAUAAGCCCAUGAUUCCCUGUCUUCUAGUAACCUUAUCUAUUGGAGGCCUCCUAGAGCACCAGUCCAGUUUCAGUUUCUUCACUGAAUCCAAUCCAAUUCUGGAGCCAAUCCAGUCAAAUAACUGCUCAAAUAAAGUCAGACAGCUGAAAAUGCAAAUGUAUAGCACUCAAGUCUGAGCAGGAACUUACCCACAACUACCAGUUGCAGUGAAAGGGCAAUGGGCACAAUGAGCCCCGCAGGUACCUUCACGUGGUCACUACGAGCUCCUGAGGGUCACUAUAGGUCUCCUUUGGAUCCUGCUUGCAACAGUUAAAAGAGAAACUUCAGACAAAUUCAAUUUGACAGAGUUUAUUUUAGCAAAGAAUGAUUCAUGAAUGAGGCAGCACUCAGAUUCGCAGAAGUUUCAGAGAGCACCCAACAGUGUGAGCAGUGAGCUUUUAUAGGCCAAACACAAGAGCAUAGUAAUCACCUGAUUUGCUUCAGCUAGAAGUCUGUCUUAUUUGCACAUGGUGUAAUAGGCAUUUACCUUGUUUGUGCAUAGUCUGAUCAGCUGGCUGCCUGUGACUGGCUAAAGCUUAGCUAUUUAUGGUUGGUAGAAAUUUGGCUAUUAAUUACAAAAAAAAUUACUCCUAAAUAAGGUUUCAGUUUGUUUAUGUAGUAUACUAAGUUAGGUUGCAGUUUAUUAUGUAACAACUAAAAGUAUAGAGACAGUCUCAGGCUAAUGGCUUCCUGCUUAUGUCAUUAACAAAAGAUAGGUCCUCAAUUUUAUUCCUUAGAUGAAUUAUUUGUACCAGCUUUUAUUGUCUUGCUAGAGGUUUGUCAUUUUUAUUAGCAUUUUCAAAAAUCAACUUCUGACUUGAUAGAUCCUCUAUUUUCUAGCUCAUUAAUUUCUGUUGUUAUAUUAUUUCCCCUGUUCCGAUUUCUCUGGAUUUAUUUUACUAUUCCAUUUCUUGUUUUUAAGGUAUUUGCUUGCAUUCAUUUUUAGUCACUCUUCAUUUCUAAUAUAUGCACUUAAGGUUGUAAGUUUCCUUUAAGCAGUAGUUUAGGGCAUCUGACAAGUUUUUAUAUGUAAUUUUUUUCAUAAUUCAUUAAAAAUAUUUUCUGAUUUUCAUUCUGAUUAUUUUUUGACCCAUGGGUUAUUUAGAAAUGUAUUUACUAAUUUCCAAAUAUAUGAGAAUUUUCUAUAAGUUUUUCUGUUCUUUUCUAUUUUAAUUGCAUUAUGGUCAGAAGACAUAUUCUGUAUGAUUUAAAUUCUUUAAAAUGUAUUGCAGUUUACUCUAUGAGCCGGUAUAUGGUCAGAUUUUAAGUACGUUCUGUGAUUUCAGCAGCUGUUGGAAGUAGUAUAGGUUCCUUAUGUCAAUUACAUUGUGUUCACACUUUCUUUAUCCUUACUGAUCUUUUGUCUGGUUUUUCUAUCAGUUACUGAGAGAUGUAUGAUAAAAUCUCCCACUAUGUGGAUUUUUCUAUGAAUUUUCUAUUUUUCUAUAUUUUUCUAGUUCUGUCAAUUUGGCUCUAUUCUUUUUCUAUUUUCUAGUUUCUUAAUGUUGUGUUAUUAUAGGUACUUAUAAAUUCAGAAUUUUUAUUUCUUCUCAGUGAAAACUUUAACUUAGUGAAAUGUUUCUCUUUAUCUACAGUUAUGACUUUUUUACUUUUUUUCCUAAUUCUAUUUUGUCUAAUAGUAAUAUUGCCAUGACAGCUUUCUUUUGAUAAAUGGUUACAUCUGUUCACUUUAUACCUUUUAGUAUCCAUAAAUGUGUCUCUUGUAAACAGCAUAUGAUUGUUAGGUUGUUUUGAAGUCUAGUCUGACAAUAUUAGUCUGAUUAUCAUAAAAUUUAGUCUUUUUCAUUUAAUUACUGAUAUAUUAAAUUGCAUUUAAUAUAAUUACUGAUAUUUUGGGCUUUAAAGUAAUUGAACUAUUGUUAUGGUUUGAAUGUGUGCUCCAAAGCUCAUGUAUUGGAAAUUUCAUCUUUGAUGCAACAGUGUUGAGAGGUGGGACCUUGUAAGAGGUUAUUAGGUCAUGAAGGCUCUGCCCUCAGAAAUGUCAUCACCAAGGGAGCAGGUUAUUGUAAGAGGUUAUUAGGUCAUGAAGGCUCUACCCUCAGAAAUUGAUUAACAUUAUCACCAAUGGAGCAGGUUAUUGUCAGAAUGAGUUUGUUAUAAAAGUUAAGUUCUGUCCUCUCUUGCUCUCUCUCACCAUGUGAUGCUUUCCAUCAUGUUAUAAUGUAGCCUGACGGCCCUCACCAGAUGCAACCCUUCAGUCUGGGACUUCCCAGACUCCAGAACCAUGAAUGGAUAAAUUUCUGUUCUUUGUAAAUUACCCAGUCUCAGGUAUUUUGUUACAGCAGCACCAAAGGGACUGUGACAAUUAUGUACUUUAUUCUAGUCCCAUUUGUUUUAUGUUCUAUUGUCUCUCUUUUCUUGCCUUCUUUUAAAUUUGGGGGUAUUCCAUUAGACUUUUUUUCCUCUAUUAGUUUAUCAAUAAAACUGUACCCCCAAAAAAUUAACUGAUAGCUUAGAAACUCCCAAAACAAGCUGUCAACUUCUGGCAGUUUUUGUAAAUGUAAAAUGGGUACAUUAUAAAGAACUUAAAGAUGUUCUUUGCUUAGAACAGGAAGAAACUUGAAAAUAUUGGUGAAUAAAUCAUUUUCUAAUA
Molecule: messenger RNA, 5723 nt
Organism: Chlorocebus sabaeus (green monkey)
Lineage: Eukaryota; Metazoa; Chordata; Mammalia; Primates; Cercopithecidae
Source: RefSeq, a predicted model, not a curated record